Messenger RNA from Pomacea canaliculata, 1594 nucleotides. RefSeq lists its product as uncharacterized. Bases 125 to 1537 code for a protein of 470 amino acids. The transcript has a single exon. Gene Ontology annotation, cellular component: membrane. The record is from RefSeq and is a predicted model, not a curated record. Lineage: Eukaryota; Metazoa; Mollusca; Gastropoda; Architaenioglossa; Ampullariidae.
UGAAAAAAAGAACUCAAAGAAAUUCUUAAGCUGUCAUUUUAUUGAACAUGAUAUGGUGUUUUCACAAAUUUUAGAAUAACAUUUUGUAGGCACAGAAGACAUUUUGGUACCUUCUGCACUAACCAUGUGUUCGCCAAAGGAUAAAGAUCCUCCAACUCGCUGGCAAGAGGACACCCUUCGUCAAGAAAUUAUUGACAUCAUAAACUUCAUCUUUGUCGCACACGGAAUAGUUUUGUGCACUUUGGUAACGUUCGGCUUAAUCAUAAACUUGCUUUGCCUAGGCGUUCUUUGUCGAAAACAAUUUAAAUCGGCUCCAUAUUGUCUUCUUCAAGCCCUAACGGUGGGCGCUUUGCUUGUUCUCGGAUUUUCUAUCUACUCUGAUAUCCUGCCUGCUUUUAAUGGGCGUCAGCGAAUUCGUGCUUUAGAAGAACAGAUAAAUAAAUUGUUGGACAGUGUGCAUAGAAAGUCUUCUAUGAACAUCACUUCAAAUAACACCGAAAUAUUUCUGGACGAAGCCAUUUUAAAAGUUUUUUUGUUAUCAGGCGAUGCGAAAUUUUCUCAGAAAAACUCUUCUUCAGCAUGGAGAUCUAGGCCGGAGCAGGCAACAGUUUGGAAUCAAAGUCUUGCAACGUCACCCACUUCUGUCCAGGAUAAUUGCCUCAACAAGACAAAGAUGGACAAGAAAAGUAAUCUAAACUCGCAGCCAGUCGUACAAGCUGUUGAUAGGUUCCUGGCGUAUUUUAUGUUGACGUUUAAUAUGUUCAUUGUGGCCAGCUUUGGGUUCGAGCGGCUUUUUGCUGUCCUUCAACCGGUGAGAGCUCGAGCUGUACUGACAGUUCAACGUACCCGCUACGCUGUUCUCGCUGUGGUCAUUCUGUGCCUUGUCAUUCACUCACCUCAGCUUCUGAAGGAGAUCAUAACAUCCAUCUACAACCCAGAACUCAUAGCAGAGGAUUACAGGGGCACCCUUCUGCAGUCCUACCGCCGCCAUUACGAAGAAUUCGUCGUGUAUUUGACGUCAUCACUUCUUGUGGUCAUUCUCUUUUCUAACUGCGCGCUGCUCACGGCUGUCUUCCGGGCCGAGCGACGCAUGCGCCUUGACCUCGGCGCGGGUGUGUCGAGAUCUGAGGUAAAUCGAAAACUGAAUAUAACUUACACCAUUUUGCUGAUCGUGUUAUGCCAGCUUCCACAAAGCGUGGCCAGCAACGUUAUGGCGCAUCUGGCGAUGGCCAAAAUGAUGAAUAACCUCGCAGUUUUCACGCGCGUCAUGGUCGUCAUCCGGGUGCUCUACGUUACCAGCAGUGCCUGCAGCUGCCUGGUUUACUGUCUUCUGGCGCGAAAAUUUCGGCGAGCCUUUAUUGACACCUAUUUCCGAUGGUGCCCCUGGAUAAAGAAGCUGAAAGCUGAGGCGUAUGUGGCUGACACGACUAAAAGUCCUGCCUCGUCGCCGUUAUCUAUAUCUCGCCUGAGAAACCGUUACCGGGCGUCUUCCCCUACCGCCAAUAUCACUUACGGCUCAAAUGUCUUUGCGAACUGAAUCCUGCCUAAUGGCCUUCAGGAAAAAAACUUUAAAAAACCCAAUGAUUAGUCUAGC